AGAGAAGGGUUUUGAGUAUAGGGAUAGAUAGAGAUACCAUGGAAGUGGGAGUCACUGUGUGAGUGUGGAGUGGUUUUUUUUUUUUUACUUUGCUAAAAAAAAAAUAUAUGCUUCAUCAUCAUAAUGCCACAACCAUCAAAAGCGAGACCGGAGACGCACACCACAAUCAUCACCUUCAUCAUGACUCCUCUCCAUCUCCAUCUCCAUAACCUCCUCCUCUCUUAUAUCCAUCUCUGUAAACCCUAAUUCCAUCCAAGAAGACAUCACCUCCCUUCCUCCUCCAUUGUCUUCUCUCUCAACCAUGAACACGAAUCUUUACUACCCCUCUCUUCUCCUUCUUCCUUUCUUUUUGUUUUCCGGGUUUGUUCUAUCUACUAAGCCUAAGCUCCCUCCUGAACUCGUGUCUCUGAUCUCCAUUAAAACGUCUCUUAAAGGCUCUCCUUCCGCAUUCCUUGACUGGGACGUGGCUACGGCUGCGGCUGCGGAUGGUGAUGCGGUUUGGUGCUCGUGGUCGGGUGUUGAGUGCGACAAUGUGACGGCUCGAGUCACUUCCCUUGACUUAUCUCGCCGGAACCUCUCCGGUCGUGUCCCGGACGAGAUACGUUACUUGUCCGGCCUGUUUCACUUGAAUCUUAGCGGCAAUUCCCUCGACGGCUCGUUUCCCACCUCUGUUUUCGAGCUCUACAAGCUUAUGACUCUCGAUAUCAGUCACAACUCAUUCGGUUCGAGUUUCCCUCCCGGGAUCUCCAAGCUCAAGUUCUUGAGAGUGCUCGACGCUUUCAGCAACAACUUCGAUGGCCGAUUGCCCGAGGAAGUAGCCCGUCUUCGUUUCUUGGAAGUGGUUAACUUCGGUGGAAGCUACUUCGAGGGAGAGAUUCCUCCGAGCUAUGGAGGUUUACAGAGAUUGAAGUUUCUUAACCUGGCUGGAAACGUUCUUGAGGGUGGUUUGCCACCAAGAUUAGGGUUCUUACCAGAGCUCCAACACAUGGAGAUUGGGUAUAAUCAAUUCACCGGAAGCAUACCAAUGGAGUUCUCGUUGCUGUCGAAUCUCAAGUACUUGGACGUUUCGAAUUGCAGCCUUUCGGGCACUCUGACGCAAGAACUCGGCAACCUUUCCAAGCUUGAAACUUUGUAUCUCUUCGACAACAACUUCUCCGGCGAGAUUCCGGCGAGUUACGGCAACUUGAGAGCUCUAAAGUCUCUGGAUUUGUCAAGUAAUCAGCUUUCUGGAAGUAUUCCAGAAGGGUUUUCUGGUUUGAAGGAGCUCACAUGGCUGAGCUUGAUCAGCAACAAUCUCACCGGGGAAGUCCCACAUGGCAUCGGAGAACUGCCGGAGCUAAGCACAUUGCUUCUUUGGAACAACAACUUCACCGGAGCUUUACCGGAGAAGCUCGGAUCAAACGGCAAGCUCACGGUGCUGGAUGUCUCGAAUAACUCGUUUACAGGGACAGUUCCGCCAUUGCUCUGCCAUGGAAACGCGCUCUUCAAGCUCAUCCUCUUCUCCAACAUGUUCAAUGGCGAGUUGCCGAGGAGCUUGACGAAUUGCACUUCUCUUUGGAGGCUUCGGAUUCAGAACAACCGUCUAAAUGGCUCGAUUCCUCUCGGCUUCGGUUCUCUCCGCAACCUUACGUUCGUUGAUUUGAGCAACAACAGAUUCAGCGGCGAGAUUCCGGUGGAUUUCGCCGGAGCCCCUGUUCUUCAGUACUUGAACCUCUCUAGCAAUUCCUUCCACAGCAGGUUACCGGGGAACAUAUGGAGCGCGCCAAGUUUGCAGAUCUUAACUGCGAGUUUCAGCGAUUUGAUCGGGGAAAUCCCUAGUUACGUUGGAUGCAAGAGCUUCUACAGGAUCGAGCUGCAGGGGAAUUCCUUGAACGGGACGAUCCCGUGGGACAUUGGACAUUGCGAGAAGCUCCUGUGUUUGAAUCUCAGCCGGAAUUCGCUCUCCGGAAUCAUUCCAUGGGAGAUCUCAACGCUUCCGUCGAUUGCCGACGUCGAUCUCUCUCACAAUCUUCUCACAGGAACAAUCCCGUCGGAUUUCGGGAACUCCAAGACGAUCAUGACAUUCAAUGUCUCGCAUAAUCUGCUCACCGGGCCGAUUCCGGCCGGUUCGUUCGCCAACCUGAAUCCGUCGUUCUUCUCCUCCAACGAGGGACUCUGCGGCGAUGUUCUGGCGAAGCCUUGCGCCUCGGGAUCCGCCGGAGACGGCGAAGCGAAUCUCGGCGGUCGGCGUAAGGAGCCACAGCCCAAGACGACAGCAGGAGCCAUCGUAUGGAUAAUGGCGGCGGCGAUGGGGAUCGGAUUCUUCGUCCUCGUCGCGGCGACAAGGUGCUUCAAGGCUAGCUACGGAGGCGGAAUCGACGGCCGGCGAGGCGGAGAGAUCGGGCCGUGGAAGCUAACCGCAUUCCAGAGGUUGAAUUUCACGGCGGAGGACGUCGUCGAAUGCCUGUCGAAGACGGACAACAUCAUCGGGAUGGGAUCCACCGGAACCGUGUACAAGGCGGAGAUGCCGAACGGAGAAAUCAUCGCCGUGAAGAAGCUCUGGGGGAAGAACAAAGAGAACGGGAAGAUCAGGCGGCGCAACGGCGGAGCACUGGCGGAGGUGGAGGUUCUAGGGAACGUCCGUCACCGGAACAUCGUACGGCUUCUCGGGUGCUGCUCGAACAGGGAGUGCACGAUGCUACUGUACGAGUACAUGCGGAACGGAAGCCUGGACGAGCUCCUCCACGCCGGAGAGAAGGCGGCGGCGGCGGAGUGGACGGCGCUGCACAGGAUCGCGGUGGGCGUAGCGCAGGGGAUCAGCUAUCUCCACCACGACUGCGAGCCAGUGAUCGUACACAGAGACCUGAAGCCGAGCAACAUACUACUGGACUCGGAGAUGGAGGCUCGAGUGGCCGACUUCGGCGUCGCCAAGCUGAUCCAGUCCGACGAGUCCAUGUCCGUCGUCGCCGGAUCCUACGGUUACAUCGCCCCUGAGUACGCGUAUACUCUACAAGUGGACAAGAAGAGCGACAUAUACAGUUACGGGGUGAUAUUACUGGAGAUGAUAACGGGCAAAAGAUCGGUGGACGCGGAGUUCGGAGAAGGCAACAGCGUCGUGGAUUGGGUGAGAUCCAAGCUCAAGACGAAGGACGGCGCGGACGACAUCCUGGACAAAAGCGUCGGCGGCUCGUGCCACGUCGUGAGAGAGGAGAUGAAACAGAUGCUGAGGAUCGCGUUGUCGUGUACGAACAGAAAUCCGACGGACCGACCGCCCAUGAGAGACGUCGUCAUGAUGCUUCAAGAGGCGAAGCCGAAGAGGAAGGAGGUGGUCGGCGACGGCGACGGCGGCUUAGACGAAGUUUGCGGUGAUGUUGUUAAAUGCCCAAAGAAGAUUGGGAGCGCAUGUUAAUAUGUUUGAAAAUUCAAGGCUUUUUUUUUUUUAAUGUAAUUUCUAUAUUUUUGGAGGGUGGUGGUGGUGAUGGUAUAGAAUCGGUAUCUCAUUGGAUGAACAUAAUCUCCGACUCUUUCCUCUGAAUUCAUUUCAUGUUUUAGA
Molecule: messenger RNA, 3532 nt
Organism: Tarenaya hassleriana
Lineage: Eukaryota; Viridiplantae; Streptophyta; Magnoliopsida; Brassicales; Cleomaceae
Product: leucine-rich repeat receptor-like protein kinase TDR
Exons: 2
Coding region: 302-3388 (1028 amino acids)
Biological process (GO): protein phosphorylation; hormone-mediated signaling pathway
Cellular component (GO): plasma membrane
Molecular function (GO): protein binding; ATP binding; protein kinase activity
Source: RefSeq, a predicted model, not a curated record